GACACAAGUGACAGAAUACUUCUGAACACGUUGACCAUUUUACUCACCCAGCAGAGCUGGUUAGGUUGUUUAUGUAAUCUAGAGAGUUGGUGACUGUAUUUGUGCUGCAGGCAAUCAUUUAGAUCAUUUUUUGCCGAUGUUUAAUUUAUCCCGGUCAUACUGAACCGGCGUUGCGCAUUCAUAAAUUCAACAGUUAUUCUGCUCCCUGGUACUCAGAAAAGAGUGCUCUGGUCGGACUGGACAGAGGGAUUUUGCAAACGCACAAAGUCAGGUCAACAUGACAUUUUUCUUCUCGUUUUGGAACACAGUAAUAUAGUGUAUUGUGGCUCGCUUCGGUUUUAACUGAGUAGCAACGUUUGCGGAAUCAUUUGCUUCCAACAAGUGUGCAAGUAGGCAUCAUGUUAGCCACCGUGCUAGCUAGCUAAUCCCGUGGCUACCUGCACUGGAUAGCGUUACCGUCGUCAGCUGUCCUGCAACAUCAAGGACAGAUGACAAUUUCACUCCAAAUUCUCAAAGAAAUCACUAUCCAGUUCUAUGUUCAGUACAUGAGCUAACUAACCUAACUAUAAAAUGAUGGAUUCAAAGAGAGACAUGAAAGAUCAAGAAACCGAGAGAGUCUCCAAGGUGACAGCUGCGCUGCUGAAGUCCCGGACAGGAGAGUUUGAUCUGGAAUCUAUUCUGUUUCUGAAGCUCCGAGGUCUCGGGAUCUAUGAUCUAGGCUGUAUCGGGGACUGUAUAAAUCUGGAGAGACUGGAUCUGUCUGGUAACAACAUCACUAACCUGGCUCCACUCUCUUCUCUGAGACUACUACAGAUACUCAAUGUGUCAGCCAACAGGAUCUCUAACUUAGAAGACAUUUCCUGCUGUGACAGUUUACAGAGCCUAAAUGUGGCUGGGAACCUCAUAUCCAGUAUUGACAACAUCCACUGCCUUCAGUCUUUGAGGAAGCUGGAGAAUAUUCGCCUGAAAGACAACACCUAUAAUUACACCAACCCAGUUUGUAAGAACUCGUCCUACAGAAACAUUCUCCUGGAGAUGUUCCCAAACAUCAGAGUGUUGGAUGGUGAAAGAGUGGUUGGACGUGGGAGUGAUUUAUAUAAAUUAUGCAAAGACAUUGAUGAAACUAUCAAAGCUGGUUUCUAUAGGAAUGGCCAGUUACCAGAGCUGCCUGGCUGUAAGCCCUGGGUCGACAACGACUUCUGGGAAAUCAAGAGAUCCAGCAACGUCAUUAUAGACGAGGCCUACAAACAGUUCAAUGACGUCCUUCAUGAAUGCAGACUGCUGAACAACAGAGCAACACAUGUCAUCUCACAGACAGAGAGAUCUCUGAGCCUCAAGAACCAGCCAAAGCAGUACUCUGUUUAAAAUGCCGUUUACAACAGGCAACAUUGAUUGUGAAGUGUGUUUGUGUGAUAUGUGUUACUUACAUGAAACGAUGUCAUGGCUUCAUGUAUUUGUAUUAAAUGAUGUUGUUUUAUAUCCGAAUGCUUGACCCAGCACCAGUGCCAGAACCUUGACAUGCUCAGCAUUACGUUGCAGACAGUGCUGCAUAGUGACACCUAGAGGAUACAUAACUACCCUUGGGUCUAGUGUAGCCAAUGAAAAGCCUCCUACCCCCUUGGGUCUAGUGUAGCCAAUGUAAAGCCUCCUACCCCCUUGGGUCUAGUGUAGCCAAUGAAAAGCCUCCUACCCCCUUGGGUCUAGUGUAGCCAAUGUAAAGCCUCCUACCCCCUUGGGUCUAGUGUAGCCAAUGAAAAGCCUCCUACCCCCUUGAGUCUAAUCUAGUGUAGCCAAUGAAAAGCCUCCUACCCCCUUGGGUCUAGUGUAGCCAAUGAAAAGCCUCCUACCCCCUUGAGUCUAAUCUAGUGUAUCCAAUGUAAAGCCUCCUAUCCCCUUGGGUCUAGUCUAGUGUAGCCAAUGAAACGCCUCCUACCCCCUUGAGUCUAGUCUAGUGUAGCCAAUGUAAAGCCUCCUAUCCCCUUGGGUCUAGUCUAGUGUAGCCAAUGAAACGCCUCCUAUCCCCUUGAGUAUAGUGUAGCCUAUACUACACUCUUAGAAAAAAAGGUGCUAUCUACAACCGAAAAGGGUUCUUCGGCUGUUCCCAUAGGAGAACCCUUUUUGGUUCCAUGUGGUACCCUUUCCACAGAAGGUUUUACCUGGAACCAAAAAGGGUUCUCCUAUGGGGACUUUUUUGGAACAGUUUUUUCUAAGAGUUUACCUACCUGUGUAGCCUACAGAUCGUACAGGCUAGUACUACCGACUCCUACCCUCUACCGACUCCUACCCACUACCGACUCCUACCCUCUACCGACUCCUACCCUCUACCGACUCCUACCCUCUACCGACUCCUACCCUCUACCGACUCCUACCCUCUACCGACUCCUACCCACUACCGACUCCUACCCACUACCGACUCCUACCCACUGCCGACUCCUACCCACUACCGACUCCUACCCUCUACCGACUCCUACCCUCUACCGACUCCUACCCUCUAUAGCAGGGGUGGGCAAACUUUUUGGCUCGAGGGCCACAUCGGGAUUUUGAAAUUCAAUGGAGGAGAUCAAUUUGCGGGGGCCUCUCAAGUGGUGCAGCGGUCUAAGGUACUUCAUCGCAGUCUUUGAGGCGUCACUAGAGACCUGGGUUCGAUCCCAGGCUGUGUCACAGCUGGCCAGUUCCUGGGAGACCCAUGAGGCGGCACACAAUUGGCCCAGCGUCAUCUGGGUUAGGAGAGGAUUUGACAGGCCAAGAUUAACAUUUACCAUCGCGCUCUAGUUACUCCUGUGGCGGGCCGGGCACAUGGCCCCUGACACGGCUGCCAGGUGUACGGUGUAUACAGAACAUUGGUGCGGCUGGCUUCCGGGUUAAGUGGGCGUUGUGUCAAGAAGCAGUGUGGCUGGGUCGUGUUUCGUGGGACGCACAACUCUCAACCUUCGCCUCUCCAUAUGGGAGUUGCAGCGAUGGGACAAAACUACCUACCAAUUGGAAACCACGAAAUUGGGGAGAAAUAAACAGGUAAAAAAAAUAUAUAUUAUAUUUUUUUUAUGCCUACAGACUUCUACCCUCUACAGACGUCUACCCUCUACAGACGUCUACCCUCUACAGACUUCUACACUCAACAGACUUCUACCCUCCUGAGUGCUAAGUAGCCUACAGGCUCCAGUUCCAACCAACUCUGUGGGUUCAGACCCAUUGUCUUACAACUGAUAACGUGAUGAUUCCCCUUAUUGUCGGUUGAGGGACGACCAUUGCGUAGGAGUGACGCCACCUGACGUAAGACUUUGGGUGCAGACGUGGAUCCAUAUUGACACCACUUAGGUGCCAUAAGGUGUUUACUGUGCUCACUAUGCACAGUGCUGUGUGUUGGUGAUGCUGAGCCAUGCUGCUAUUACAAUACAACUUAGUAAGUUGUUACUAUUGUUUAAAACUAGCCACAUUAUCAAAGCUUUUCCAUAGUGCACUACUUCAUCAUUGAUGGUGAAGUGUUUGUUUUAUUAUGCUGGUAUUGGGAGUGAUGCUUAUGUCGUGAAUUAAUUCUGCACAGUUUGAGUUGUUUCUACUUGUUUUGAUACCGUUAAUAAGGCCAACGCUAGCAGUACAUGGAAAAUACUAACUAUCUGGCAUUAAAAUGACUAAUAAACAGGCGGAAUUGCU
Molecule: messenger RNA, 3651 nt
Organism: Oncorhynchus mykiss (rainbow trout)
Lineage: Eukaryota; Metazoa; Chordata; Actinopteri; Salmoniformes; Salmonidae
Gene: lrrc61
Product: leucine rich repeat containing 61
Biological process (GO): outer dynein arm assembly
Cellular component (GO): cytoplasm
Molecular function (GO): protein binding
Source: RefSeq, a predicted model, not a curated record